Molecule: messenger RNA, 630 nt
Organism: Phytophthora sojae
Lineage: Eukaryota; Oomycota; Peronosporomycetes; Peronosporales; Peronosporaceae
Exons: 1
Source: RefSeq, a predicted model, not a curated record
AUGGUCUCCACGACCUCUGUCCUCGCCCUCGGCUUCACCUCGCUAGUGGCUUCCAGCGUCGAGGCCCAUGGCAAGUUGGUCAAGCCUGCACUCACGUUGACGGGCACUGGGUAUGGAGGGAACUUCCAGUCCACCAUCCCCAUGACCUCGCUGACCCCCAAGCCGGGUGACAUCUUCACCACCUACCCCGACUACUCCAAGAACACUGCGGCGUUUGACCGUGCUCUCAAGGCGUCGCAGUACAAGUCGCUCAAAGAGUUCAUGUACUCGACGCAGGACAUGACCAAGGGCCGCUUCAACCUGCCCAAGACCGCCGAGUGCGGAUUCACAGACCCCGUUGACGGCGCAGUGCAGCCCCUGCCGGACCAAGUCGAAUGGUACGGCGGCGGAAUGAUCCACGACGGACCCUGCGAGAUCUGGUGCGACGACGAAGUGGCCAUGCCCUUCACGCCCAACUGCCGCGCGGCGUACCCGGACGGCAAGUUCCCGUACGAGAAGGCCAAGUGCGAGGGCAAGAAGCGCCUCACCAUGUACUGGUUGGGGACGCUGCUCGAGUGGCAGGUCUACAUCGACUGCGCCAAGAUCGGUGAGGGAGGCUCGGCGACUUCCAACAACACCGCCGCCGUUGCA